Molecule: messenger RNA, 550 nt
Organism: Hydra vulgaris (swiftwater hydra)
Lineage: Eukaryota; Metazoa; Cnidaria; Hydrozoa; Anthoathecata; Hydridae
Source: RefSeq, a predicted model, not a curated record
ACAAUUUCCUGCGUACGAUAACAUGUAAGGAUGUCAUCAUUUUAACAUUUAUUCAAUGAAUGUAGCAGAAAAAAGUUAUUAAUUCAUAGAAUUGAGUUUAUAAUGCCUGUAGAAACAACAAAUACUGAAUUUUUGAACAACUCACACGCUAGCGACGAUGUGCUUCCAACCUAUAGGAGUCUUGCGAUAGAAAUUUUAAACGAUCCACCGCCUAAUUAUAGAGACCUACCAAAUAUACCUGCCGCUCCACCGAUUGAGUUGAUUGUGAAGAAACUUAGUAGUAACAGCAGAAACACAACACAUCCAAACACGAGAAAAUGCAAUAAAGACUUAUUAAAAAAACUUUCUGCUUUAAUGAUGUUACUUGUAAUUCUAUCAGUUGUAAUCACUUUACUGACCAACUAUAUCAAAAUGUAAAAUUCUGCGCCAAAAAGCAUACAAAAUGGUCGAUUUGUUCAUAAAACCAUGAUGGUGACCUACCUAUGAUACGACAAGAUAAUGAAAUAUUUAUGUUUAGAAAGAAGAUUUACUCUAUAUAAAAAAAUAUAUU